CACUUUUACUUUGCUUUCUCUGUCGUUCAUUCUUUACCACAAAUAAGCAGUUUGUUUCACCUCAGGGUGUGUUUUACCUGAGGGUGUGUUCCUUUGGAGACAUUCAGUCUUGACAAACAAAGAGUAUAGAGUCAGCGAGGUAAGAAGAUUAAGAUGCCAUUUUACAGGAACUAAUAGAUCGAAUAAUCACAUCAUGGUGCAUGUGGUAGAACAAAAAAUGCAAUGAUUCAUUCGUGUCCUGGGACUUGAGUGGAUUUAAGAGGGCAAGGAUACACCUGUUAAAUAUGGAGAUAUAUAUGAAACCAUAACAUUCAGUUCCUUUUUCCUGGUCCAGAAACAGGAAGUGGGAUGGGUCGUGUGUACCUUAUAGAGCCAGUGGUAGGCUUGUAUGUUUACCCGCUGCUCCAGCAGUAUGUGUACCGUAGACUGUGGCUUCAGCUGAGCGGCACGCCCUACCCGGCCGAAAGUCUGUCUCACUGCUCAAACAACCACACCAAUGUGUCCAUACAUGAGGCAGUACAGAAGGAGACGUCUAUUUUUCUUCUCCAAUGUGAACUUUUCUUCCUCUUCCCCAGUCUUGUAUCUGCCUUGCUCCUGGUCUCAUACAGCGACUACCGUGGGCGUAAAGUGGCCAUCAUUCCCCCCCUUGUAGGUGAUGCUCUAUUCACCCUGAGCUAUGUUAUAGUCAGCCGGUACUCCUUUAACCUUAAAUACCUGCUAGCUUCCUCCUUCCUAACCGGCAUGAUGGGAGGACCCACGUCUCUGAUCGGAGGAUGUUUCGCCUAUGUGGCCGACCUCUGCGGAGAAGAUCCAGAGGGACGCAAGACUGUCCGAAUGGCUCGUCUAGACAUGAUUCUCGAGUCCCUGGUUUUGUCUACAUCCAACCCAACCAAUGAUGUUCCUCGGGUACAUGGGUCUCAAGCUUUGGCCGCUCGCUUGCAGGGUGUUUACUUACUGUUUGCGGCUUCCACGCGGAGAAGGAACGUAGUGCUGUUGCUCCUGCUUACCGCUUUUGCGUUUUAUAAGUUCUCCAUACAGGGUGGCAUGUCUAUCUUUAUUUUGUAUGAAUUAAACACUCCCCUGUGUUGGAGCGAGGUGCUGGUGGGAUACGGCUCGGCUCUCUCCACCGCAAUCUUCCUGGUCAGUUUUGCCGGUGUGGCGCUGCUAUCACGCUGUCUGCGUGAUGGCUACAUCAUCCUGUUGGGCCUGAUGUCUGUGGCAGCCGGCCUCAUCAUGACAGCGUUUGCAAAGACUACCCUGCUUAUGUUCCUGGUUCGACUGCCUUUGCUGCUGUCUAUAAUGCCGAUACCUGUCCUUCGAUCCAAGAUGUCCAAAUUAGUGGCUGGAUCGGAACAAGGUGCCAUGUUUGCUUGUGUAGCCUUUGUGGAGAUUCUGAGUGCUGGCGUUUCAUUUGCGAUGUUCAGCAGCAUCUACGCAGCAACACUGUCCUGGUUUUCCGGGUUUACCUUUCUGUUGGCUGCGAGCUUCAGUCUUAUACCAGCUACACUGAUAUGUGUUGUUCUAUGUCUGCGUCUGGAUGAAUAUGAGGAAUCCAACAUACUUAUAGAAGAUAAUAACACAGAAAUCUUUGAGCUGCCACCAUGAAAAAUGGGGAAUUCCUGAUGAACACUUUGGAUUUCAACACUUUUCCAUCUCUGGUGUAAGCUUCCAGUGCUACAGUGAUUUGAUAAAUGCAAUGUAAAAGUUGUCUGUUUGGUACCUCAAGUCAAUGGUGCAACAUGGUUACAGAACCAAUCAACAUCUAUUUAAGACUACUUAUUCUUGAAGGUAAAUGUGACUAUGGACAUUUAAAAAUAGAAAAAAUAAGAUUUAGAUUUUAUUUUGCACAGAGGACAUUUACAUGUAACUUUGUAUGUAUUUGGCAUAUUACUUUUG
Messenger RNA from Misgurnus anguillicaudatus (oriental weatherfish), 1896 nucleotides. It is a transcript of the gene slc46a3, whose product is annotated as solute carrier family 46 member 3. NCBI's taxonomy places the organism in Eukaryota, Metazoa, Chordata, Actinopteri, Cypriniformes, Cobitidae. Gene Ontology annotation, cellular component: lysosomal membrane. The record is from RefSeq and is a predicted model, not a curated record. Gene Ontology annotation, molecular function: transmembrane transporter activity. Gene Ontology annotation, biological process: vacuolar transmembrane transport.